Loxodonta africana (African savanna elephant) is the source of this 3652-nucleotide messenger RNA. It is a transcript of the gene ASB12, whose product is annotated as ankyrin repeat and SOCS box containing 12. Gene Ontology annotation, molecular function: RNA binding; protein binding; RNA nuclease activity. Lineage: Eukaryota; Metazoa; Chordata; Mammalia; Proboscidea; Elephantidae. Bases 2612 to 3571 code for a protein of 319 amino acids. The transcript has 2 exons. The record is from RefSeq and is a predicted model, not a curated record. Gene Ontology annotation, biological process: intracellular signal transduction; RNA processing.
CAUUUCCCUUCCCUUAUGGCUGAAGCUCAGGACAUAAGCAGAGGAUAGUAGAAAGUGAGCCUGGAGAGGCUGGCCAAGAAAUGCAUGUGAAGGAUCUGUGUAAGCCAGGCUAGGUCAUUUGAGCUGUACCCUGAAAGAAAGGGGGCCCAUUAAGAGAUUUAAAACUGGGACUGGCACAGUUUUAAAUGAUUAUAUUUUUAAAUGAUCACUUUAGCUACAAUGAGGAGAAAAGAUUGAAAGGGGAAACUAUCUAUGACACCACUCAACAGCUGAGACAAAAGAAAAUGCAAGCUAUCUAAAGCACUGGCUGGGGUGGGCCUGAGGAGAAUGACCUAGGGAAGUCUCUAGGAGGUAAAAACCACAGAACUCGAUGACCAGUGGGGUGGGAGUGGAGGAAGAGGUGAGAGAACUGAGAUGAGUCUUGGGUUUUUCAUUUGGUUGACCAGGUAAAUGGUGAGGAAAUGAGAUAAGUAAGGACCAAGUUUGGUGGUGGGGGUGAUACUGCUGACUUUGAAGUACCUGAAGAAACUCAGUGGAUACAUUCCUGGAGCUGGGGACUUAGAAUGAUAGGCUUGAAAUCAUCAGAAUAAAGGUGAGAGCUGAAACUCUGGGACUGGUAAGAAGACGAUGGAGGAGAAAAAAAGGGGAGCGUCAAUAUUUCAGGGGAGAAAAAUCCUAAGAGUGAGCUAGCUAGGGAGCAAAGGGAGGAGCUCCUAGGAGGGAGUGGUUAGUGGGAACAGAUGUCCUGGAAAAGUCAGGGAAGACAGUAGCUGAGAAGUGCCCACUGGAUUUAGCUACAAGGAUGACCUUUUCAAGAGCUGUCUCAGUGUGUGAUUGAGGGUAGGGAUAGCCAGACUCCAAAAGGUCAAAAACAGAAUGGUAAGUGGGGAAGUAAACUGUAGAUAACUGGACAAGUGUGGUAGAGAAGGGGGAGGUUGAGAGAGAAGGGUAGAUAGAGUGGGACAGAGGACUAUGGAAAUGUUUUGUUUGUUUUCUAAGAUAGUUGGGGUGGGGGAACCAGUGAGGUGGUAAAGGUGUACAAAGAGGAAGCUCACCUUUGAAAUCUAAUAGCUAUCUAUUAGAAGAUAGCUAUUUUCCUCCUAACAGCUCCAUGAAGCAAGAACUAUCGUUUCCGUCUUACAGAUAAGGAAACCGAGUCCCAAAGAAGGGAAGAGACUUUCCCAGCUAGGAACUGUGGGUGCUGAGUUCCAAACAUAGGUCUACCUGAUUUGUAAAAUCCUAUUCUUCCCAUUACACCCCAAGAAUCAAUAAAUUAUAAGUCGAUAUAUAGAGUUGAUUUUUGAGGUGCGGAUGGGUCUAAAGUUGAGGGUGACCUCACCUACCCACCUCAUAGUUUUCUUUUUAUGAGGUUGGUACCAGAGAUCCCCAGCUAACAAAGAAGGGUGGGAGUGGACAGUGAAUAAAAUGAUGUGCAUGACCCUGAGACCACGGCUGCAGGGUAUGGGAGAGUAAGGGAACUCUGAAAAAGCUACCAGCUUACCCUCAUGACAUUAAAAACUGAGGUGGGUGACCUUGACUUUGGAGGACUAGGAAAAGGACUGAUAAGGUCAGUGAGUUAGGUUGAGUCAGUCAUUGGGCCCAUGAGUGAUUUUGUAGGGCCUUAGGGUCAAGAGAGGAUAGGAAAAGAUUUGAGCUAGAGGGGAGUGAAAGCAGUGGGCUCUGAGGAGGUGUUGGCGAUCAAAGGACUCCUGGGUUGAGGUGGUUCUGGAGGAGAAACCAAUUGUCACUAGAGAGUAGGACUUGCUCUGGAAAUCUCAAUUGUUUCCUGCCAUCUGUUUGCCUUCAUUUUUUAUUGAAGCGUGUAGUUUGUAAUGCUACCCCUGUAUUUAAUCAAUAAAUGCCACUUAAUAUCCAUUUCCUGCACAUCUUUGUUGCUUGAAGCAUCGGUUCUGAGUCUAAGAGGAGGUCAUAGAAGGUUUGGGAGAGGAAGAUUUGGUCAGAUCAUGAAAAGCUAUGAAAAGGUUGAACUUUAUCUAAAAGGCUAAGAGGUGGAGUUGAAGGCUUGCCGCAUGACACUGAUGUCAGAAUGCUCAGGGAUGACGGCAAGACACCACAAAGCACUGUUCUGUUGGCCUAGCAACUGCCAGGCCAGAGCUACCUCAUUAGUGUAUGCAUUGGGAACUGAGGAACCAAAUUCCCAGCCGUGAUGUAGGCCCUAUUGGGGGUGGAGGAAUACAAGAUGGAUGCAGGAUCCUCACCCUGGAGUUCACACACUAAUGAAGUACAGAUAAAUGGAAAUGUGGCAUGAAAGUUCAUAGCUGAAGUCUGGAUGCAAUCCUUUGGAACCCCUGAGCAGGGGAAGGAGGAGAUGAGAGAAAGCUUCCUAGAGGUAAGAGUUUGAGGGGCAGGAAGAACAGCACAGGCAAAGGCACCAAACUGUGAAAUGGCCUGACCUGUUUUGGCAGCUGUCUCUGGGGCCUAUAAUAAGGCAGCGGGAGUGAGAGUGAGAAGCAGGGGAACUAUUGGUGAACACCCUGAUGGCGAAGGGUAAGGGUUUGCAUUGUUUACAAUACAUGUUUUUGAUGAGGACUCUUAGCUUCUCUCCCUUUUUUUUUGUCACCCACAGAUCUGGCAUAUCUUCCUGCUCAUAAUGAAAAUAGUCCUGCUCCAUUCAGCCAAGAUGAACCUCAUGGACAUCACCAAGAUCUUCUCCCUCCUGCAGCCAGACAAGGAGGAGGAGGACACUGACACCGGGGAAAAGCAGGCUCUCAAUCAGGCAGUAUAUGACAACGACUCCUGUACAUUGGACCAGCUUUUGCGCCAGGAGCGUUACAAACGUUUCAUCAACAGCAGGAGUGGCUGGGGCGUUCCUGGGACACCCUUGCGUUUGGCUGCUUCUUAUGGCCACCUGAGCUGUUUGCGGGUCCUUCUGGCACAUGGCGCUGACGUCGACAGCCUAGAUGUCAAGGCACAAACACCCCUUUUCACUGCCGUCAGUCAUGGCCACCUGGACUGUGUGCGUGUGCUUUUGGAAGCUGGUGCUUGUCCUGGUGGUAGCAUCUACAACAACUGCUCUCCUGUGCUCACGGCUGCCCGCGAUGGUGCCAUUGCCAUCCUGCAGGAGCUCCUAGGCCAUGGUGCAGAGGCCAACGUCAAGGCCAAACUGCCAGUCUGGGCAUCAAACAUAGCUUCAUGUUCUGGCCCCCUCUAUUUAGCUGCGGUCUACGGGCACCUUGACUGUUUCCGUUUGCUUUUGCUAUAUGGGGCAGACCCUGACUACAACUGCACAGAUCAGUGCCUUUUGGCUCGUGUCCCACGACCCCGCACCCUCCUUGAAAUCUGCCUCCACCAUAAUUGUGAGCCAGAGUACAUCCAGCUGUUAAUUGAUUUUGGUGCUAACAUCUACCUUCCAUCUCUCUCUUUGGACCUAACCUCACAAGAUGAUAAAGGUGUUGCAUUGUUGCUACAGGCCCGAGCUACCCCACGGUCACUACUAUCACAGGCCCGUUUAGUUAUCCGCAGAGCACUGUGCCAGGCUGGCCAGCCACAAGCCAUCAACCAGCUGGAUAUUCCCCCGGUGUUGAUCAGCUACCUCAAACACCAACUGUAGUCUUACAGCCUUCCCAGGAGCCCAUGAUGCCUCCAAAAACCACCUGGGGACCCAGGUAGUUGAAGAGCAUUACAGCUCCAC